AUGGGCAGAUUACUCCUCUCGUCGAGCCAAGUCUCGGUCAUUCUCUCUGCUGUCAUCGUUUUCCUCUUCACCCUCGCCCUCUUCCUCUCUGGCUAUGUCCUCCAACAAAGAUACGUCCACAACCUGCAAGCCGCCAUCAGGCCGCGGUUACCCAAACCGCUGCCUGCGCCCAUACCAAUAGACCCGCCGACACUCGAUGCGAAAUGGGCAAGACCCAUGGGCGGCCGACCGGACGUGGACGAAACGUAUGCGCAAUAUCUGGCAGGGCAGACUAUGGACUGGAGUCGCCUGGGUUAUGUGCAGAUGGUGCGCGAGCAUGCGGAAUUGUGCAGCGCCGUCAUGCUGCUGUCUGACCUGGCGAAAAUGAAGAGCCCUGCGAAACGGAUCCUCAUGUUCCCACGGCUGUGGGUGCUGCCAACCGAGGAUGACAAGUACGGGCCGGACCUGUCGACGACACGGCGACUGCUGCGAACCGCUGCGCGACGAUAUGGAGUGACUUUGAUGCCCAUGGAGCCCAUAGUCAAGGGCGCAGAUGACACACUGCCGUCUUCCUACUCGCUCGCCAGCCUCUAUUCGCUGGUCGAUUACGAACGCAUACUGUACCUCCAGGGCCCAGGCCUACUCUUGGACGCCUCUGCGCUCGACUCGUUGCUCGCCUUCUCCAAGUCAGAGCCCAUGGCUGCCUUCCCGGCAACAGCAGAACGAAGAGACCUGUCGACGUCGCUGUUGAUGGUUCAUCCAUCGCAACAGAGCUUCGCGCAAUUGAAGGCUAUGCGGCAGUCCAAGCCAAGCAGUGAUCUCCACCUGUUCCGGGCCGUCUUCUCGGCACCAGAGUCCCUGAUGUCGGAGUGGUCGCUGUCCAUGGGCAACGUCGUGUACGAGUCGCAAGCGCUUCGCAAGGCAGGCGAUGGAUUCAAUGCGACGACGUUUGAGCAAGCGACGACGUUUGUGCGCCUCUCGGAUCCAGAGCUACCAGGACCCGAGUACGAUGUACCGUUUGCAGAGCGGGCCAAGGUGCGGCCGCAGAACGAGCAGGCGCAGGAGGCGUGGAGCAAGCUGUACGAGCGGUUCCGGCAACGACGCAUGGAAGUGUGCGGGCUAGACCUCGAGACGUAUCAGCCUGUGGGACUGCAAAUGGCAGACGAGGUGGGAGAGCUUGCGUGA
Messenger RNA from Plenodomus lingam JN3, 1164 nucleotides. RefSeq lists its product as uncharacterized. The record is from RefSeq and is a predicted model, not a curated record. Lineage: Eukaryota; Fungi; Ascomycota; Dothideomycetes; Pleosporales; Leptosphaeriaceae.